This is a messenger RNA of Prunus armeniaca (apricot), 402 nucleotides long. NCBI's taxonomy places the organism in Eukaryota, Viridiplantae, Streptophyta, Magnoliopsida, Rosales, Rosaceae. The record is from the annotation of a GenBank genome assembly.
AUGAUGAUUAAAUGGCAUCCCCCUCCCACUGGCUGGAUUAAAGUUAACUUUGAUGGGUCUUUCAUGAACUCUCAAGCUUCCACAAGUUUUGUCAGCUGGGAUUGCAAUGGGCAUGUCCUUCUAGCUGGCUCCAACAACAUUGGUGAGAAUUCCAUAAAUGUGGCUAAAAGUGUUGCUCUUUGGGAUGGUCUUGUUGCUGCUAUUGAGAGAGGUUGGGAUCAAAUUGUGAUUGAAAGUGACUCUAAGCUCGUCAUUGAUAUAUUCUUAAAAAAAGCUAGUCCCCCUGGAGUAUCCAACAUAUUAUUCAAGAUAUUUGGUCCCUUUCUUUCUCUGUCACCUCUAUCUGUUUCCAACAUGUGUUUAGGGAGGCUAACUUCACAACAAAUGCGGUUGCUAAGCUAG